This is a messenger RNA of Acanthoscelides obtectus, 3966 nucleotides long. The record is from the annotation of a GenBank genome assembly. NCBI's taxonomy places the organism in Eukaryota, Metazoa, Arthropoda, Insecta, Coleoptera, Chrysomelidae.
AGUCAUUAAAAUUUUUUAAUCUACACUUGAAUUAACAUAGAUAUAAUGCUUUUUAAAUUGAAUAAGUUAUAUGGAUAAAUGGUUAUAACAUAGUAUCGCACAAACAUAAUUAUGCAUGUAUGAAAUCAAAAAAUGGGUAUGAAGCCCCAUUAGAAAUCCCCCGGCCCCCAGAUUCUUGACAAAAAAUGUGCCCAUGUUUGCCUGUCAGGGGACAUACUUUGACAUCCUGUAUAAUUUAGCUUAGUGAUAGGGUGUAUAUAUAAUAAACAUAGGAACUUUUUAAAAUGACAACUUUUUGUCAAACGUCAAACAUUUUUUUAAAAUUACCGUGUACGCCUAAUCCAUUAUGGAUAUUCAAAUUGGCUAACUAAGUAGUAUAUGUUAGUGGUGGGGAGACGUUUCAGAUUCGGUGGGGGGCUGUUAUACAAGGGCAAACCAAGUUCAUUAGAUAAGUUUACUAGGAAGAUACGUUUGAAGGAAAAAGAAAAAAUGGUGUACUUGACUGUAAACGAUCGCGAUGUCGAAUCUAACAUUCAAAUGGAUGCUGGGGUACUACCACUGCAACUUGGGGCUGCUGAAGCAAUCUCGCACCUUGAUCACAUGUGCGCACUUGACAUAAACUCCAGAGCUUCCUACGUACGACUUUCUGGUAUAAUAUGUACUAUUGGGCCUGCUUCAAGGGAUCCAGCUAUGCUGGAGAAAAUGAUGGAUGUAGGCAUGAACAUUGCCCGUCUGAACUUCUCUCAUGGUUCGCAUGAGUACCACGCGGAAACUAUUAAGAAUAUCCGUACUGCCGUUGAUAAUUACAGUAAGAAGAUUGGUAUGCCUUACCCUCUCGCAAUUGCGUUGGACACCAAAGGACCUGAGAUUAGGACUGGUUUGCUAGAAGGGGGUGGCUCUGCUGAAGUGGAGCUGAAGAGAGAUGAAACCAUCAAACUAACGACAGACAAGGCAUACGAAUCAAAGGGCACAAAGGAUUGUAUCUAUGUAGACUAUGAUAAUAUCCAGAAGGUAGUCAAGCCUGGCAACAGAAUCUAUGUAGACGAUGGUUUGAUCUCUUUAGUUGUACAAAAUAUUCAAGGAUCAUUCUUGACGUGCAAAAUUGAAAAUGGUGGAAUGCUUGGCAGCAGAAAAGGUAUUAAUCUCCCCGGAGUACCAGUAGAUCUUCCACCAGUCUCUGAAAAAGAUAAAUCUGACUUGAAGUUUGGGAUUGAACAAGGCGUAGACAUGGUCUUUGCUUCGUUCAUUCGAAACGGUGCUGCUCUUAGUGAGAUUAGAGGAAUUUUGGGAGAGCAGGGAAAGAAGAUCAUGAUCAUAUCGAAAAUUGAAAAUCAACAAGGUAUGACAAACUUGGAUGAAAUCAUCGAAGCAUCUGAUGGAAUAAUGGUUGCUAGAGGAGACUUGGGCAUUGAAAUACCCACAGAGAAAAUCUUCUUGGCGCAGAAGUCUAUGAUUGCUAGGUGCAACAAGGCUGGCAAACCAGUAGUUUGUGCCACACAAAUGCUGGAAUCUAUGGUUAAGAAGCCUAGGCCAACCAGAGCUGAGAGUUCUGAUGUAGCUAAUGCUGUUUUAGAUGGUGCCGACUGUGUCAUGUUGUCCGGAGAGACCGCCAAGGGCGAUUACCCCCUGGAAUGCGUCCAAACCAUGGCAAGCAUCGCCAAGGAGGCCGAGGCGGCCGUAUGGCAGAAGCAGCUGUUCACCGACCUGACGAACAACGCGAAACCCCCGCUAGAUGUCGCUCACACUGUGGCCAUCUCCGCUGUAGAGGCGUCAUUUAAGAGCCUCGCGUCGGCCAUCAUCGUCAUCACGACCUCAGGCAGGUCAGCGUACCUCGUGGCCAAGUACAGACCGAGGUGUCCCAUUGUAGCGAUCACCAGGAAUGCUCAGACCGCCAGACAGUCGCAUAUCUUCAGGGGUCUGUUGCCGCUCAUCUACGAUUGUGACCGCGACGAAGACUGGCUGAAGGAUGUGGACAACCGCGUGAAUGCAGGUAUCAAGUUUGGCAAACAACGCGGCUUCAUCAAGAGCGGCGACCCCGUCGUCGUGGUGACCGGAUGGAAGCAGGGCAGCGGUUUCACCAACACCAUGCGCGUAGUGUACGUUUCCGACGAGGUCUUUAGCAUAUGCCUGGGCACCUGCGCCAAAAACAAAUAGCGUUGGGACAGCACUGCUCGCAAGCAUGCUAUUGCGCAGGCGCUCUGUGUGUUUUGUCGCUAGCUGUGUCUGAAUGCAUCUUAGGGUAGUUUGUUUCGAUGCGUUAAGACCACCUGUAAAUUGUGUUGCGAACAUAGAGAUCUAGUGCAGACUUCUAUGUUUCUCAUUGUUCAAAUUCCAAUUUCACUUAAUUUAUGUCGUAUUAUUCCUAAAACUUCUGAUGAUAAAAUUAUUUUGGGUAUUUUAAAGGGUGUAUACAGAAAUACAGGACAUUUAUCAAUCACUCUCCAGUGAUAUAAAAAAGUGUGUCCAUCACUAUAUUGCGUAUUAUAUUAGUAUAGGAAAUCCCUUACAUAGUUACCACGAAAAAGGGUGAGCCAAGACGCACAGAACACAAAAAUCUUCUUAAAGCUAGUAACUUGAGAUUUUUAUUGCUCCCUUCCCAUUAUAUUAAAAUGUUUACACAGAAGCCGUUUUGGUGGUUGUUAACGCUACGAACUGAAUACCUAUGCAUGAUAAAUUGUCAAUCUUUUUUCAUUAAACCUAAUUGAACUUUUGUUUUUAUUUGCUUUUUCAGCUGAUUAAUAUGUUUCACACUAAAAACACUUUUCUGAGAAGAGAAAUUUAUACUCAUUAAGUCUUUUGGGGUUUACAUACUGAUAUGGGUGAAAAAUUACUAGCAAAAUUUCACGGAAUGCGUUAUGUGCAUUAUUUCCAGUGAGUUCAAGUUAUACGUGAACGAAGAGUAGCUACGAAGAAAAAAGAAAGCUUUUCAUUUACACAGCACCAAACUCUGUAUGUGAACUGUAUGGUGCUUUCACGUCAAGGUAAACUAAAUAUUGGAUUUUGCAAAAUAUAAAGGGUUUUUCAAUAAGUGCGUCUGAAAUUUAAAAUUGUACAAAACCAGUUGCGUGCGACAUAGGAUGGAAACUUUAAUUGCGUAUCAAAGUACAUUCAAUACUAUUACGUUGUAAAAAUUACAUCAUUCAAAUAGCCUCCGCGGCUCCAAUAGUUUGAAUGAUGUUCUCCAGUUGGUGAAUUGUUGUUGGUUUGUUGUCAUAACCAGCAACUUAACGUAAAUCCAGAGAAAAAAGUCAAAGGGCGUUAAGUCGCACGAUCUUGGCGGCCAUUCCACAUCGCCUCUUCUGAAAACAACAUGCCCUGCAACCUUUUCUUGCAGCAACUGCAAGUCAGAUCAGCCAGAAUAAUCAUUUUAGGCUACUAUUGCAUGUAAAGGACUGGACUGUCCAUAACAAAUUUGAAGGGUCAAUUGUCAUCAUCAUGUUAGGCACUAUUUGGAGAUAUACUUUCAAAAAACACUUGAAAUUAGAUUUUUGUUCAGUUAUUCAAAUUUCCUGUGGCGUACUUCAGAUGCAUCUUUCUCCGUAGGGGAACUCCCUAGAAUGUUUUUUGUAUAAGAACUUGUAAUUAAAGCCGAGAGAUUCCAAACAUUGCUUAUACACAUUUGUGUUGAAGAAACAGGAUAACUCUUUUGCUUUUACUGUAAGUAUAUAAAAACUAACCAUAAUCUGGUAAUGUGUGCUUUGCAUUAUUAAUGUGCUUAUUAAUGAAUCGAAACUGCAUGGGCAUGCUUAGAAUUUAAACGCGGUAUGAUACUAAUUAUAUGUUCUUUACAGGACUGUCCAAUAAGACUUCAUCAUCACUCAGAAAACAAGUUGAAUAUUUCUAACAAUAUUGUGAUUCGGAUUAUUUAUUUAUACUAUCCCGAAAUAUACAUAUAUACAUAUAUUGAUUUAAUGGAGUAUCAGAGUAGUAUUAAAAAACAAAAUAAAUUUAUUUUACAAACAGUAA